AUGGACAAUGCAAGCAGUGUGAAGGAAUUCAUUCUUGUGGGCCUCUCAGAGAAUGAAGGAGUGCAGAAAAUAUGUUUUGUGUUGUUUCUGUUCUUCUAUAUCAUUAUUGUCGCAGGAAAUGUGUUCAUUGUUAUCACAGUAAUUAGCAGUCAAUGUCUGAAUUCCCCCAUGUAUUUUUUCCUUUCCUACCUGUCCUUUGUAGAUAUCUGUUACUCUUCCGUCACAGCUCCCAAAAUGAUUGCAGACUUCCUUGUUGAAAAUAAAACCAUCUCCUUUGUGGGUUGCAUAGCACAGCUGUUUGGGGUCCAUUUCUUUGGCUGCACAGAGAUCUUCAUCCUCACAGUGAUGGCCUACGAUCGCUACACAGCCAUCUGCAGACCCCUCCACUACACCACCCUCAUGACCAGGCGCGUGUGCAGCCAGAUGGUGAUUGGCUUGUGGGUGGGAGGCUUCGUGCAUUCCAUGUUGCAGACUCUCCUAACUUCUUGUCUCCCGUUCUGUGGCCCCAACAAAAUUGACCACUACUUCUGUGAUGUCCACCCCCUACUAAAACUGGCCUGUACCAACACCUACGCUGUGGGAAUCAUUGUUGUUGCCAACAGUGGAAUGAUAGCACUGAGCUGUUUCUUCAUCCUAGUUGUGUCCUACAUUGUCAUCCUGGUUUCCUUGAAAAGUCAAACAUCUGAAGGGCGGCACAAGGCUCUCUCCACCUGUGGGUCCCACAUCGCUGUGGUGGUUCUGUUCUUCGGGCCAUGCACAUUCACCUACAUACGCCCAUCCAGUGAUCUGUCAGAGGACAAGAGUGUGGCAGUGUUUUACACUGUCAUCACACCCAUGCUGAACCCACUUAUCUACACUCUGAGAAAUGAGGAGGUGAAGAGUGCCAUGAAAAAACUGUGGAGUAGAAAAGUGGGAAGUGAGAAGGGACACAUGUAG
This is a messenger RNA of Mesitornis unicolor (brown roatelo), 936 nucleotides long. Its product is annotated as olfactory receptor 4S2. Gene Ontology annotation, biological process: G protein-coupled receptor signaling pathway. Bases 1 to 936 code for a protein of 311 amino acids. The transcript has a single exon. Gene Ontology annotation, molecular function: G protein-coupled receptor activity; olfactory receptor activity. Gene Ontology annotation, cellular component: membrane. The record is from RefSeq and is a predicted model, not a curated record. Lineage: Eukaryota; Metazoa; Chordata; Aves; Mesitornithiformes; Mesitornithidae.